AUGGUCGGCACCUUUACAAUCGCCGUGCUUGGAUCUCCCGGAGUGGGGAAAACGGCCAUAAUCCGCCAGUUUCUUUACAAUGACUUCAGCCACGUGUACACCCCGACCAGAGCAAGGUACGUUCACAGACCUUCAGUGAUUUUGAACGGUAACAUGUACGACUUGAAGAUCAUGGAUGUGCCGCAGAUUCCAACAUUUCCAUCAACCAGUGCUCAGGAAUGGUCGGAUUCUCGGUGCCGAGGUGUUAGAAAUGCAAGCGCAUACGUGCUUGUGUAUGACAUCUGCUGCUUCGAUAGUUUUGAAUACGUGAAAAUGAUUCGGCAGCAAAUUGCAGAAGUCAGGGGUACCUAUCCAAAGCAAGUACCAAUUAUCAUUGUUGGAAAUAAGAGAGACCUCCAAAAACAGCGCUUCACUCCACGAAAGACUGUAAGUGUCCUGGUGAAGGAGAUGUGGAAAUGUGGUUACAUCGAGUGUUCUGCACAAUAUAACUGGCAUAUUUUACUUUUGUUUCAAGAACUCCUGAGCAGCACUGUGGGUAGAGGCUGCAAACAUGUGCAUCCAUCCAUUAACAUCCAAGGGGCACUGCAGAGAAACAGGUGCAAUGUGAUGUGAUUAUUUGUUAAACUAAAUAUUGCCAUUUGUUCUACUGAAUGAUUAUGAUCUUUCUUUUAGCUUUCCAAGAACUAUUGGACCUUACUGUGAAUAGGAAAAUUGUGGAAUAUAAAAUCUCUUUUUUUAAAAAAACUAGGACAGCUUUGAAUUCAGCCUCACAUCUCUGGCUGGAUUUACUGUGAACUUUACUGUACUUCAUCUACAAAUCAACAUUUUUCAGUAUUUCAAAUUGUUUAAAUCACUUUUAAAAAUCAGCAAAAAUUGACAGUUUCCUCAGUUCUUUAUUAAACAUCAAAUUAAGGGGAAAAAUUGGGCCCUUACAGAUCCAAGUAAAUUUGGAAAAAUAUUAUUUCAAAAUGAACUAUUUAAGAACACAACCAAACUUAAACCAGGGAUUGAAAAAUAAUGGUUUUUAUUUGGAAUUCUGUAGGAGGAACAGGAAAUUGGAGUCAGACCAAUGCAUCCACAAACAUCACAUGUACACUGGUACCCAUCAGCCCUACAUCUUUGCUUCCGUUGUCUGUGUUGUCAGACUCUAGUCUUGAAUAAGUUUCAAUUUCCUCCAAUAAAACAUUAAGGGCGUCGUCAUUGGUCUCUACCACAAACUCCAUAACCUUGCUAUCAAUUCAAUCCUCCCCUGCCACCAUCUUAAGCCCAAUGAGUUUGCUUGCUAUGUGUCCUAAUCAAUCCCAAGAUGUGCUUUAUAGCCAACCUAACACAAAGACCUAUUUCCAAUUCUAACAUCACCCGUCUCUACACUUACUUCAACCUAUCUGCUGAUGGGACCUUCUUUGGAUUGUACAUAUCUCUAGCCUCCCAUCCUCCACAUUUCUCUCAAGCUCUGUCUACUGUACCUUAUCCCACACCAAGUCACACUCACUCAUAUUCUAUCCUUGUUGAACUAUAUUCUCUCUCACUAGAAUAUAUGAGGCCAUUAAGCUCGGCAAGCCUGUAUUAGCAGUGAAGAUCAUGGCUGAUCUCUUAACUCAAAUUCCACUUUCACCUCCCACCCCAUAUCCUUAGGAGUUCCUUAGUGUCCAGAAAUGUAAAAUCAAUCUUGGUCUUGAAUAUAUUUUAUGAGCGGCGCUCAGGUCUCUGGGGUAGAGAAUUCAAAAAGUUCACACCUUUUUGAGUAAAGAAAUUGCUUUUCAUUUGUCUUACAUAACUGCUCUCUUGUCCUGAGACAAUGACCCCUAGUUCUACACUGUCCACCCGGGGCGGGUUGGGAAAACAGCCUCUACCCUUUGAAGCCCUCUAUAAAUUUGUGCAUUUUCUACUCUCUUCAUUACAUCAUUAGAAAUGCUUCAGCCAAUUAGGUCCCACAUCCUGAAUUCCAUCGCUAAAUGCUUUGUUCACCUUCAAGAUUAUCCAACCAGUAGCACAGCUGAGAGGGAGAACCUGCCACAUUUUAUUGUUUAACCUAUAGUUAAAUCCAUGGACUGACCAAAUAAAUAACAUGAAUAUUUAAAUAGUGCAUAUAAAAUCACUCCCAUGUUUGCGGGGUAUAGAAAAUAGUCAGUUGGUGGCCCAACUUCAUUACUCACCAAAAAAAAAAAUCCAAGAGAAGGAUAGCAGACAACAAAAAUUAACAUGUGGAAUA
Carcharodon carcharias (great white shark) is the source of this 2212-nucleotide messenger RNA. RefSeq names its product ras-like protein family member 10B. NCBI's taxonomy places the organism in Eukaryota, Metazoa, Chordata, Chondrichthyes, Lamniformes, Lamnidae. The coding region runs from base 1 to 612 and encodes 203 amino acids. The record is from RefSeq and is a predicted model, not a curated record. Gene Ontology annotation, molecular function: GTP binding; GTPase activity. The transcript is spliced from 3 exons.